CUGGAGGCGCUAUUGUCUCACACCUACCACCUCUCGUUGGCCGCUCUUCGAGACAAUCACCAACUAGCACUCUUCGCGUUGGGCCCGUACCACGAAGCACAUAUCCCGCGAGUCGCAUUGCUCCCGCCAAUUCAAGGCUACUUAACUGUAUCCUACGACCCGCCUGAACAGCAAUCUGUCUGUUGUUGAGCCUACUUUGCAUCUGCCUCCAUCUCGAGCUUCCCACCACCCAACGCACCGAUACAAUCGCCCUUCAAUUGCGACAUCCACGUUAUCCGUCUCAAAAUGGCACAGCAAAAUGGCGAACCUGUGAUGCGCAGGAAGUUGGUAAUUAUUGGCGACGGCGCGUGUGGCAAGACUAGUCUACUAAGCGUAUUCACCCUGGGUUAUUUCCCCACGCGAUACGUUCCGACGGUGUUUGAAAACUACGUCACCGACUGCAGAGUAGACGGCAAGUCCGUUCAACUUGCGCUAUGGGAUACUGCUGGCCAGGAAGACUAUGAGCGCUUACGUCCAUUGGCCUACAGCAAGGCCCAUGUUAUCCUCAUUGGCUUCUCGGUCGAUUCGCCCGACUCGCUAGAAAACGUCAAGCACAAGUGGGCUGAGGAGGCUCGCGAACGGUGUGCUGGUAUUCCAAUCAUUCUAGUAGGGUUGAAGAAAGAUCUCCGCGAGGAUCCUCUCGCUCAAGAAGAGAUGCGCAAAAAGUCCCUUCGAUUCACCACCACGAAGCAGGGCAGCGAUAUGAAGGAGAUGAUCGGCGCACGGAAGUACUUGGAGUGUAGUUCACUGACGGGUGACGGGGUCGACGAUGUUUUCGAGGCCGCAACCCGCGCUGCGCUCUUGUCAGUCGACAAAAGGGAGAAAAACGGCUGCUGCAUCGUCUUAUAACAGGCCUUGCCUAUCUUUACAAUGCAUUGGGUGGAGUAUUAUGGAGUAUCGUUUUGGAAUCCAUUGCUAACGGCGUUUCUGAGCGUCACUGCAUUUGUCCAAAAGUCGGGCCAGAGUGGUGGAAGAUUGCUUUCGUUCUGCUGAACAUGUCAAGCAUGGAGGUUUCGUCGAAACAUUUGGGCUUAGUUUGGCUAAUGACGAUGAUGACUAUCAUCUUCCACUCAUUAUUUUUUGUGU
Cucurbitaria berberidis CBS 394.84 is the source of this 1125-nucleotide messenger RNA. RefSeq lists its product as uncharacterized. Lineage: Eukaryota; Fungi; Ascomycota; Dothideomycetes; Pleosporales; Cucurbitariaceae. Bases 286 to 888 code for a protein of 200 amino acids. Gene Ontology annotation, biological process: small GTPase-mediated signal transduction. The transcript has 3 exons. Gene Ontology annotation, molecular function: GTPase activity; GTP binding. The record is from RefSeq and is a predicted model, not a curated record.